Molecule: messenger RNA, 1985 nt
Organism: Phacochoerus africanus (Common warthog)
Lineage: Eukaryota; Metazoa; Chordata; Mammalia; Artiodactyla; Suidae
Gene: PABPC4L
Product: poly(A) binding protein cytoplasmic 4 like
Exons: 1
Coding region: 631-1827 (398 amino acids)
Cellular component (GO): ribonucleoprotein complex
Molecular function (GO): RNA binding
Source: RefSeq, a predicted model, not a curated record
GAGUUCCGGGCUUCCCGCCCGCCCCCCGCCAGCUGCAGCCUGGGUGAGCCCCCAGCCCCUGCUCUGCCGCCGCCCGCGCCGAGCCGCGGCUGUCCGUCCGCCCCUCUGUCGGUCUGUCCACCUCCCCACCCCCACCCGUCCUUCCUGGGUCGCGGUGCGCGAUCUACGGGGCGGAGGGUAGCUGAGGGUGGCCGAGGUCGGUGUGGGCGCACAGCCCCAGGAGCCACGGCCGAGCCCCAGCAGGGGCGCCUGCAAGACCUGGUCCUGGGCGGUUCAGGGCUCGCGGGGGACCGCCCGCGCUGCCGCAGGCGCUCCGCGUCCCAGGCCGCAGCCUCAGAGGCCACUUGUGGAAUUCUUCUCCGGACUGCUGUAACUUUAAACCGGCCUGAGCGAGGCCUGUUUUUAUUCAGAAACCAGCGAUCUGAGUUCCUGUGGAGACUGGUCAGAUGGAGGACCAGACCUCCACUUGAAGAUUCCCAGUUGGUGGGGAAGGACCAGCUUGUCCUAGGAGCCUUUCUUUUAGAUUCCAAAUUUCUGCCACCACCUUCUUGGGAAGGCCAGACUGGUUCUGGGGGGCUGUUUCUGAACCCCAUUGCUUGGCCCCCAAAGCAGUGACUCAGGCCACCACGCAUGAACCCAGGCCAAAGUGUGAUCUGGCCACGUGCAGAAAUCGCUCCAAGAGCUCUUUACCGACUUGCGGUGGUGAGGAGCGAGAUGAAUGUAGCAGCCAAGUACCGCCAGGCCUCCCUGUACGUGGGUGACCUCCAUGCGGAUGUCACUGAGGACCUGCUGUUCAAGAAAUUCAGCACUGUGGGGCCCGUGCUGUCCAUCCGCAUCUGCAGGGACCUGGUCACCCGCCGUUCUCUGGGCUAUGCCUACGUGAAUUUCCUGCAGCUGGCAGAUGCCCAGAAGGCCCUGGAGACCAUGAACUUUGACCUGAUAAAAGGCAAAUCCAUCCGUCUCAUGUGGUCUCAACGUGAUGCCUACUUAAGGAAAUCUGGAAUUGGGAACGUGUUCAUCAAGAAUCUGGACAAAUCCAUCGAUAAUAAAACCCUUUAUGAACAUUUUUCAGCUUUUGGGAAAAUCCUGUCCUCCAAGGUGAUGAGUGAUGAUCAGGGCUCCAGGGGCUAUGCAUUUGUGCACUUUCAGAACCAGAUUGCUGCAGACAGAGCCAUCGAGGAGAUGAAUGGGGCACUGCUUAAAGACUGCAGGCUAUUUGUUGGCAGAUUCAAAAACCGCAAAGAUCGAGAAGCAGAGCUUCAAAACAAAGCCAAUGAGUUCACCAAUGUUUACAUCAAAAACUUCGGAGAUGACAUGGAUGAUGAGAGACUGAAGGAAGUUUUCAGCAAAUAUGGCAAAACCUUGAGUGUUAAGGUGAUGAGAGAUUCCAGUGGGAAAUCCAAAGGCUUUGGCUUUGUGAGUUUUGAUAGCCAUGAGGCUGCCAAAAAGGCUGUUGAAGAAAUGAAUGGAAAGGACAUAAAUGGACAGCUGCUUUUUGUAGGCCGGGCACAAAAGAAAGCAGAGCGACAGGCUGAGUUAAAGCAAAUGUUUGAGCAGCUGAAACGUGAAAGGUUUCGCCGGUGCCAGGGGGUAAAGCUCUAUAUUAAGAACUUGGAUGAGACCAUUGAUGAUGAAAAACUACGGAGGGAAUUUUCUUCAUUUGGAUCAAUUAGCAGAGUUAAGGUAAUGCAGGAAGAAGGGCAAAGCAAAGGGUUUGGCUUUAUCUGCUUCUCCUCUCCUGAGGAGGCCACUAAAGCGAUGACUGAGAUGAAUGGCCGCAUCUUGGGCUCUAAGCCACUCAAUAUCGCCCUGGCCCAGAAGCCCUAGGACAGGAAAACUGCACCAGCCAGAAUUUGCAGCAGUUAGAGGAAUGUUAGUGUUCUCUGCCUUCAUUGUCCUCAGUAAAUUUCAAAUCCCAGCUAAUGGCUGCUCAGCUUAGUAAACAUUGUGAUCAAAGGUUUUAUAUACAAAGCUAUUUAUUUUUC